Molecule: messenger RNA, 2469 nt
Organism: Pundamilia nyererei
Lineage: Eukaryota; Metazoa; Chordata; Actinopteri; Cichliformes; Cichlidae
Source: RefSeq, a predicted model, not a curated record
AUGGGGAACUACUCUACGAUACAUAAUGAAACCCCCUACACAUUUCACUACUGUAGCAAGGGGAGAGAGGAUGUGCGUACAGUGCGUGGCAACAGCACAGGACAGUACCUGUAUGCAUCACUACCAUUUUCCUUUAGAUAUGGAGAUCACUCAGAAAGUGACCUCACUGGUGCAGGUCGUGGCGCUUCGUACACAAUAAGAGAGAGUAAAGACCACAAAGAAUUUGAACUGGUCAACAACAUGUCUGGUAGUGUUGUUGACCGUUGUCCUAACUUUGGCAGAAUUGAUGAAGAGAAACGAGAACAUGAGAAACGCCAACAAGAGGAACGACGCAGGAAAGAAGAAGAAGAGAAAAGGCGUCAGGCAGAGCUUGAGCGACAGAGAAAGAUCCAAGAGCAGAUGGAGAAUGAAACAUUAAGAAAAAAGCUCUCUGAAGCACACAACAGGCUUCAGGAGGAGGAAAACCUCAAAACCUGGGAGCACCGUCAGCAGCACUCUCACGUUCUACACCAGCUCUUGGAAGAUGAAGCACAUCACAUAGAGAGAGAUGAGGUCGCUGAUGUUAAUGAGAAGUUUGAAAAACUUCUAUCAAAGUAUGACAUCAGAGAGGAUGAACAUUUACAGAUCCAGCUGGAAGACAGGAUGAAGACUCUCCAAAAUAAGCUGACAUUACAAUAUUUUAAUGAGCACCCCCACUUCGUCCCCACUUCAUUACUGUGGGCUUUGGAUCAGACUACUGGAUAUGUGCUGCUGUCUUUGACUGAGAGGUUCAACAUCCUGGAGGCAGUGCUGAAGGUGACCUUAGAGGGUGACCCUGAUUUUGAAGAUCUCCUCCAAAAUGGACAAGACAAGAAGACAGAGUUCCUCCUCAGUUUGCAGGAACAGCUACAUGUCGCUGAUGUUAAUGAGAACUUUGAAAAACUUCUAUCAAAGUAUGACAUCAGAGAGGAUGAAGAUUUACAGAUCCAGCUGGAAGACAGGAUGAAGGCUCUCCAAAAUAAGCUGACAUUACAAUAUUUUAAUGAGUACCCCCACUUCUUCCGCACUUUAUUAUUGUCGGCUUUGGAUCAGACUACUGGAUAUGUGCUGCUGUCUCUGACUGAGAGGUUCAACAUCCUGGAGGCAGUGCUGAAGGUGACCUUAGAGGGUGACCCUGAUUUUGAAGAUCUCCUCCAAAAUGGACAAGACAAGAAGACAGAGUUCCUCCUCAGUUUGCAGGAACAGCUACAUGCUGACAACCCAACACUGGCCCAACAGGUGUUAGCAAAUGUUCUGGAUCUGUCCUCAAAGCUACCCCUAUCAGGUAGGGAGAUCGUCAGUCAAAUAGUCUUCAACAACCUCUGGGCACCAAAAGACAUCAAGCGUUUCCUUGGAAAGACCUUAAGCAUGGAUCAGGAAACAGUCACAAAAAUCCUCCACAAAGCGUGCACGUACGGGCUGAGCUGUGACGACGCUCUCUCUGCCCUGAAUGAAGACGAUCCUGCAGAGUACAUCCAAUAUUGUGUAGACAAAGCUGAGCGAGACAAAGAUGCUUACACACUUUUGGCUGAAAUGGAAAGCAAAAACUUUCCAGAGUGUGUCCCGUCACUCCUGCCAGAAGUCCUGACAUAUAUUGAAGAAGAGCUACCCAAAUAUGGAAGUGUGCCCAUCAACAGGGAGAUGAUUGAAGACUGUAAAAAGAUAAUAACUGCUCUCGAUUUUAACAAUCCUAAGAUUGAUGCUCUGAAGAAAGUCCUGAUCAUCGUAUCCAGAGCUGUAAAGGAAUGCACCGCCUUUACCACUCAAAGCGGUGAACAUGUUCAGGGCUACUUCCCAAGACCCAGUCAGCUGGCAUCACUGCUGCUACUCCUGCUGCCACAGUCUGGGGAUAAGAAAGAUGAGCUGAAGACAAACAUGCAUGUUCCAGAAAGGCAAGCCAAUGAGAUCACCAUGUACACAAUCAGCGAGAAGCACAACAUCGAGAAACAAAACUUUAGCCCGGGAAACAUUAUCAUUGCUACAAACCUCGGCGGCCGAGGGACAGACAUACACGUUCAGCAGGACGUAAACGAGAGUGGAGGCCUCUUUGUGCUCCUCACAUACUUUCCUAGAAGUCACCGUGUGGAGCGACAGGUCUUUGGACGCACCGCCCGAAAAGGAAACCCAGGGAUGGUCCAGAUGGUUCUCAACCAGAGCCAUCUUGCACCAGCCUACCAAGGCCAUUCAAUCGAAACCAUGAGACAGCUCAGAGAGGAGUAUGAGCUCAGACAUUUAGACAGCAUGGAGAAACAUGAACUCUGUGAAAUUGACAUGAAGGAAACUCUGUUCUCCAGUUUCUGUCAGUUUCUCUGUAACUUUGACAAGAAUUACACGGUAGAAGAAAGGAGUGACCUGUCCAAGAUGAAGCUGAAGGAUGUUCCUGAAUAUUUUAAGAUCCAUCAGAACAAGUUCGACUAUCAGACUGCACUGGAUGCUUUGAAAGAAUCAUAA